Solenopsis invicta (red fire ant) is the source of this 2465-nucleotide messenger RNA. RefSeq lists its product as uncharacterized. The transcript has 4 exons. Lineage: Eukaryota; Metazoa; Arthropoda; Insecta; Hymenoptera; Formicidae. The record is from RefSeq and is a predicted model, not a curated record. Gene Ontology annotation, biological process: DNA integration; DNA recombination. The coding region runs from base 324 to 1181 and encodes 285 amino acids. Gene Ontology annotation, molecular function: DNA binding.
AGAGUGCAACAGCCAAUGUCACAACCAUUACGGGUGGCUCCAUACAGAUCGGGAAAUGCCCGAGCCCCUGCGUCUCACACAAGGACGGCGACAAAGAGAUCAGGGGCGAGCACCAGUCGCCGGUCAUACCGAGCCAGAUCUCAGUCGAGGUCGAGGAGGCAUUAAGCGGAGAAGAGCAGCACUCAUCCCGCUUGGAACAGGAUUACCCUGGCUGCCGCCAGGUUGUCCGGCAGGCAUUCUUGCUAAAAGGAAUUCCGAGCGCAGCACUGGAUACGACACUUGCCUCCCUCUCAAGGGCAUCUUUAGCCCAAUAUGCAAAGCCUAUGAAGAUGUGGUGGUCGUUCUGCAAAAAGAGAAAUUUCAACUUCUUCGCCCCAUCAGUACCUUCUUUUUUGGAAUUUCUAUCGUCCGCCUUCGCUGAGAUGGGCUCUUACGCCACUCUCAACACUUACCGCUCGGCUAUAUCUCUCAUUUCUACGGAUAAUAUAGGCGCUCAUCCUCUAGUUAAGAGAUUUUUUAAAGGAGUCGCAACAUUAAAGCCUCAGCGUUCCCGUUACGACUUCGUCUGGGACCCUGCUCCGGUAGUUGAGUAUUUGGCUACUCUAUAUCCUCAUGAGGAUCUUUCAUUGGAAAAAAUUUCAAGGAAGCUGAUCACGCUCCUUGCUCUCACCACUGCACAGAGGAUGCAAACACUGGCAGCGAUUCGGAUUUCAAAUAUGUAUUUCUCGGAUUCCUUGAUUAUCAAGAUUCCUUCGCGUCUAAAGACCUCCGGGAUCGGAAGAUCUCAACCUUUACUUUUGUUCAAACCUUUUCUGAAUAAGCCGGAGGUUUGUGUCUUUUCGUUGGCACAAUGGUAUCUUAAAGCUACUUCAGCGCUUCGGCGAGAAGGCUGCGACCAUCUUUUCAUUUCUUUGCGCGCCCCACACGGUCCAGUUUCGACUCAAACGUUAGCCCGCUGGGUAAAGUUAGAACUCAAGGCAGCGGGAAUAGAUACGAGCGUUUUCUCCGCACAUUCUACUCGUCACGCAGCUACAUCCCUCGCAGCGAGUAAGGGGAUUAGCCUAGACGAGAUCAGGUGCACGGCUGGUUGGAGCAGAUCCUCCGAUGUCUUUGCCCAGUUUUAUAAUCGUUCGAUACUUAAGACCUCAUCUUUCCAGAAUAUUAUUUUAAGCGAUACUUAGUUUUACCACUUCUUAUGUUUAUAUUGUUCUUUUUUAAUAUAUAGAGGCAUUUUUAUGACAAAUCUGAGCGUUGAAUAUCUAUAAUUCUAUCCAUCCGGACGAGACGUAGCAUAAUUAAGAAAUUAAACGAACUUACAGUGAAGUUCGAUUUCAAUUAUGCUGUCUCGUCCGGAUGGAGUCCCACCCCUCCCCUACCCCCUUUUUCUUUUUCAGAUUUGUUGUCUUUAAAAUAAUGAAGGUGCAACCGGGGCGCACCCGAGUGCAGGCGGGUGGCGCCCCUUUUGCUUUACGGUAAAAGACCUGUUGAGGAUAGCGCAGCGGAACGCUACUACAAUUCUAUCCAUCCGGACGAGACAGCAUAAUUAAAAUCGAACUUCACUGGGUAGGUUGUUACAGCGCCAACGGUAGCUAAACCGAAACCGCUAUAGUGACGUUAGAAAGAGAUAAAUAAUCACGCCACUGUCGGCCGACAUACCGCGCGAACUAGCGGCGCUGGCGUUCUUGUGAGAAGAGCCCGUGCAAGCAGCCGUCAAAAACGCAGGAUGAGGAAGUAUAAAAAAAAGAGUGAGCGUGGACAAAUAUCUCAAGACAUCUAUGACAAAGCAGCAUCUGUUUUAGAAGAGGAUAAAACGAAAACAGUUCGUGGCAUCGCAAAAGAUUUUGGACUAUGCCAUAUGACGCUAAGAAGAUACUUACAAAAACGAAACAAAGCAAAGGAAAAGUCUUUGUGUCCUUGAAUGACACUACAUCUCUUAUUUUGGAAUUUACCGAAGAUAAUAUUGAAGUGGGUGCCGUAGAAGAAUGUGAGAGCUCUGUUUGUGCUAACCCAGUUGCAGGUUCUAGCAGAGAUUUGAUCUACGAUGAAUCUACCUUUGCUCCUGAGAUCGUUCGACCUUAUCCAAAAGCUGCUGUUAGAACAAAGAAGAUAACACAAAAAACUCGAAAAUCAGCUAUUUUAACUGACACGCCGGAGAAGGAAGCAUUGACAGUGGAACAAAGCAAGAAAAAUACAUCAAAAAAAAUUUAAGUGACCAAGAAGGAAAAGGCUGAAAAUACAAAUAAGACAGGAGAACCAGUUAAGAAGAAAAGAAAGAUUAGUGUGAAAAGGAAGGUAUUGCAAAAAUCUGACAAAGAUAGCUUAGAGGAUGAUCAUUUUUGCCUCAUAUGUUGUGAAUCAUUUGAUCAGAGUCGAGCUGGUGAAAAAUGGGUGCAAUGUAUUGUUUGUAAAAAAUGGUCACAUGUGAAAUGUGCUAAAGGAAAUAUACUAUCCUAUGUUUGUUUAAA